Messenger RNA from Syzygium oleosum, 1181 nucleotides. RefSeq lists its product as uncharacterized. Lineage: Eukaryota; Viridiplantae; Streptophyta; Magnoliopsida; Myrtales; Myrtaceae. The transcript has 5 exons. The record is from RefSeq and is a predicted model, not a curated record. Bases 126 to 902 code for a protein of 258 amino acids.
UUUCGACCCCUCCAAAGGCCUCGUGACCAACGGAGCAGAGUCUCUCUCUCUGUCUCUCUACGAUUCACACCAUAUGCUUGAGCUUCAGCGAUUGGCUCGAAGCAGGGAAGAGAGAGAGAGACGAAAUGGGCAUGCAACUGAAGGUCAAUUGCGUUUACCUACUUCGGCCGCGCUCGAAUCUUGCGGGUCGCCGCCCGUUCUUGACACGUUUGGGUCCAUCGUUAUCUGCGCCGUCGCAUCGUUCUCCGCAACUCAAUGCUCGUCGUUGGGUGGAGAGAACUCUCGGUCUUGGUUUGAACAGACCGGCUGCCGGCGGUGGAGCGGGAAGUGGAAGGCGGAGACGGAGGAGCGGAGGGUCUGACGUUGUGGUGGCGGCAUCGGGCAAUGCGGCGGCGCCGUCCUGGGAUAGCUGGAAGCCCGACAAGGCUUCGUCGGCGCCGUCUCUCAGCGACAUCGCUUGGCCUGCCGCAGGGGCAUUUGCUGCAAUGGCGAUAUUUGAAAAGAUGGAUCAAAUUUUAGCACCAAAAGGAAUUUCGAUGACAAUUGCUCCUCUUGGUGCUGUUUGUGCAGUCCUCUUGACUGCUCCCUCUUCCCCUGCUGCUCGGAAGUAUAACAUGUUUAUGGCUCAGAUAGGAUGUGCGGCCAUUGGUGUGCUAGCAUUUUCCAUGUUUGGGCCAGGUUGGCUUGCUCGGAGCACGGCUCUGGCUGCAUCUAUUGCUUUCAUGAUUUAUACCCGUUCAACACAUCCACCGGCUGCGAGCUUGCCGAUACUGUUCAUUGACGCUGCCAAGUUGCACCACUUGAAUUUUUGGUAUGCCAUUUUCCCAGGUGCUACCGGUUGCGUUGUGCUCUGCCUAAUUCAAGAGAUGGUAUGUUUCUUGAAGGAGAACGCAAAAUUCUGACUUGUACAUGGAAGACAAAUUCUAAACUUUGCGAAGCUAAGAAGACUGGGAUAUUUGUACAGAAGCUAUUAUACCUGAAUCGACUUGAUUCCAGCCGAGAGAAAAGCACCCCGAGGCUCGUUCAGCCAGCAACACAAGGCAAGUUGGUGUUUUUGCAUUGUUUGUACAGAUUAUAGAUGAUGGGACAGUGACUGUUGUAGGUGAGGCAAAAUGACCUCCUCUGGCUCAAAUCUUACGAAGUUUCUGAUGAAUGCAAAUUGGUGGAAUUGAGUGUGUGAA